AUGAAUACCACUUUUACCCAAGUUCCUGGUAUGGUCCAGCUACCACCCAUGGAUGCAAGAAUCACUCCCCCUCCAGAGGAGUUAAACGUUGUCAUCCCCAAGCUGCAAACAUGCCACAUCCUCCCGCCCUCACCCCAAUCCCUUCCGGGUACACCAUACCCAGAAACACCCUCCACUUCAAACCCAUCCCCGCGCAAGAGGCAGCGCCGGCGCUCUUCGAGCUCUCGGUCUCGUCCCUCCAAACCGGAUGCCAAGCAACAACCCCAAACCAACUCGCGCCUCCUCUUCGAACCUCGGCCCUUUGAGAAUCUUUACACGGAUCAGGCUUACCUUGCUGGUGUCUUCCAGCAACAGGCUUCUCGAGCUUCAGAUCUUAUGAGAAGAUACUGCGCAGUUGAGCAGCAACUCCGAAACCUCAAUGGUGACCAAGGACGACGCAAGUUGCGAAAGCAGCUGAGCCUGCUAAAGUCCAAGAUGAACCAGGCUGUCGAGCAGGAAAAGAUCAUAUCCUCUCGUCUUUUUGAUCUGUACGUCGAGAUGCAGAGUCGCGAGACAUGGGCUCAGGCAUGGACUGCCACCAGCCCGAGUGUUGAGUCGUCUUGUUGUUUCAGUCCUGAUUCCUACAGCUUUCUUACCCCUACCACACUGUUUGUUAGUUCGCCAACGGACUUUGUCCCAAUGGGCUACUUCAACGACUUCCAUCAACCUGCUGGGCCAUUCUAUGCUUCUUCAGAGCCGGCAGUGUGGGGUUUGGAGACUGUCGAUGAAGCCGCCGAGGAUGUCUUAGAUCGGACACGACCUGAAUGA
This is a messenger RNA of Fusarium graminearum PH-1, 807 nucleotides long. RefSeq lists its product as uncharacterized. Lineage: Eukaryota; Fungi; Ascomycota; Sordariomycetes; Hypocreales; Nectriaceae. The record is from RefSeq and is a predicted model, not a curated record. The transcript is spliced from 2 exons. Bases 1 to 807 code for a protein of 268 amino acids.